AUGGCGACGGAAAGUGACAGGAAGCGUAGAGUAGGAACCAAAGCUCAUCGUGGAAGCAUCGAUUUGUAUCAAUUGGCAGUGAAUUUAAUUGGUUGGAGUUUCGGAUUUUUUCAUCGGUGGCAUGUCUCCACGCUCUUCGAAAAUGAUCGGCAUUUCUCGCAUCUGUCUGAAAUCGAGAGGGAAAUGUCUUUUCGUACGGAAAUGGGAAUGUAUUACUCGUACUAUAAGAUAAUCGCAGAGUCAAAAACAUUCAUGGAGGGUUUAAACAAAAUCAGCAACGAUAACAUUUCAGAGUAUGGAAAUAUUAUUGAUGCUACCCAAAAGUACAGGUUACUGCCAGAGUUGGUAGCUGGGUGGCUUUACCAUUAUGCUAAAAGUCUAGGAAUCAUAUCAAUAGACCAGUGUUGGCAAAUAGAAAGAGGAGAUGGUAUGCCACCGGUGAUAAGUUGCGAAGGCCUAGGUGUUCCUAUUUAUUUUUAUUUAGAGAUCGUGUGGUUAUCUACUAUAUUCACGGUAGCCAUACUGUUUUACUACUCCGUGUACCUGAGUAACAGUGUAAGCAGCGGUAUCGUCACGGUGCUACUGUUCUUUUACAAUCACAAUGAGUGCACGCGUGUCCAGUGGACACCGCCGUUGCGCGAGACUUUUGCAUACCCUUUCAUACUGUGCCAGAUGUACAUACUGACUAUAAUUCUUCGAGAGGGUACGCAACAAAACUUGAACAAAGUAUCGAAGGAAUUGUGCCUGACGAUGGGUAUAUCGACGGCGAUCAGUUUGCGUUGUUGGCAAUUUUCCCAUUUUAUUUUUGCCACGCAAAUCAUCGCGUUACUAAUACUCAAAUGGAUGAGAAUAAUCUCGAACGAUCUCUUUAAAUGCAUUUGCGGAAUUCACGUUUGGCCCAUGAUAAUAUUAAUCGUCGUGAUGGACGAUACGUCUUUACUUUCCUCUUUGUACUUCUGCCUUCUGUUAACCAGUACGGUUUCAAGCCUUUUGCACAAACAAUCGUCGCGUAUGGGUGCAAAACUGCAAACGAGUCUCGAAAUUGUUUUCGUGAUCGUAUGCACAAAAUUAUUAAAGUCUUGCAAGUUCAUGUCCGAACACGACGAGCAUGUCUUCAACAUACUGAAAGCAAAAUUGACCGAUUACAAGGACUUUCACACUAUGCUGUACACGUGUUCGGCCGAGUUCGAUUUCUUGCAAUACAGAAGCUACGAGGCGAUCAUAAAGACUUUGCUUUUGUCGUCCGCGAUACUCGCCGGCAUGUUGGCGCUUUAUUUUUGGUACAGAAAUUACAUAGUUAAAGGCUACCCUAAGUGCAUAGAAGCAGAUCUAGCCUACAAUGGCCUACAGACUGGUGCUUUCAUUAUUAUGGCGGUUUUCAUUAUGAGGCUAAAACUGUUCAUGAAUCCCCAUCUCUGUAUAAUAGCUGGCACAGUUUGCUCGAACAGGUACUUAGAGAAACUUGGCUUGAAGAAUAACAUGAAGAAGACAGCUGUUAUACUUUUACUGAUAUCCGCCAUGUCCUAUCACGGUUUAGAGAAUCUCAGGGAAGAACGUAGUAUCAUAGGCGAGUACAGCAAUAUCGAACAGGAGGAGCUGUUCUAUUGGAUAAAGAACAACACUCCUGAACACGCGGUGUUCGCCGGAAAGAUGUCUUUGAUGGCGAAUUUAAUGCUCUCCGCAGGAAGACCCGUUGUUAACAAUCCUUACUACGAGAGCAGAGAAAUGAGAGAUCGAACGAUGAAAGUGUACGAGAUCUUCAGUAGAAAAGAUGUCGCGUCCGUGUACUUCACUCUGAAGAACAUGAGCGUCGAUUACGUUGUGCUGGAAGAGCCGCUAUGUUUUGGCUUCGCGAACGUACCGAUCGGGUGUCAGAUGGUCGAUCUGUGGGACGUUGUGGACAAUGGGACCGCGAAGGCCGCAGGGAAACCACCCCUCUGCCCAGUACUUUUUCAAGGGAACGCCUACCCUUUUAAAAGAGCUUUCGUGAACAAUCGAUACGUCGUUCUGCAGCUCAACUAUUCUUAUCACGUUGAAAUGAAACCAAAGAUCCCCGCGAAUAACGUUUAUUCGCGCGCAUUGUGA
Colletes gigas is the source of this 2085-nucleotide messenger RNA. Its product is annotated as probable C-mannosyltransferase DPY19L1. NCBI's taxonomy places the organism in Eukaryota, Metazoa, Arthropoda, Insecta, Hymenoptera, Colletidae. Gene Ontology annotation, cellular component: nuclear inner membrane. Gene Ontology annotation, molecular function: mannosyltransferase activity. The transcript is spliced from 9 exons. The coding region runs from base 1 to 2085 and encodes 694 amino acids. The record is from RefSeq and is a predicted model, not a curated record.